Messenger RNA from Saprolegnia parasitica CBS 223.65, 1519 nucleotides. RefSeq lists its product as hypothetical. The transcript has 8 exons. Lineage: Eukaryota; Oomycota; Saprolegniomycetes; Saprolegniales; Saprolegniaceae. Gene Ontology annotation, biological process: calcium import into the mitochondrion; mitochondrial calcium ion homeostasis. Gene Ontology annotation, molecular function: calcium ion binding. Gene Ontology annotation, cellular component: uniplex complex. Bases 23 to 1450 code for a protein of 475 amino acids. The record is from RefSeq and is a predicted model, not a curated record.
CUGGUCACUUCGCAAAACCACGAUGGCAGCGUGGCGAUCGGCGCGCUUCCUCGGGCGACAGCACGGCCUCAUGGCCCUAUGCUCGUCCACCUGUCUUGCCUCUAUGGCCUACGCUGAGGCGACGCCGGAUGAGUAUGCGCCGACGGCGCAGGAGAAGAUCGUCGGGCGCUACGAGAACCGCCUGCGCCGCUUCAGCACGCCCGAGCGCGUCUUCGAGUACUUUGCGAGCGUCCAGCUCGAGAAGCAGUCGUACAUGACGCCGGCCGACUUUUCGCGCGCGCUGACGCCCUACUCGUUCCGGCGUGGCGUCGAGCUCCGGUCCAAGAACACGACGUUCAACCCGGCGGCUGCGCUCGCGACGCCCAAGAAGCCCGAGGUCGCGGCCUACAAGCAGCUCCUCACGCAGCUCAUGGCGCUUGGCGACAAGAUGGACGCGGCCAAGCUCGCGAAACGUCCCGUGGCACAUGGCGAUAUGAAGGAGAUGGAACUCCUGCUCACGAUGCUCGGCACGACGUACGCCAAGAUGGAUCUGCAGACGCAUUUGCUCGUGCUCCGCGACUUGAACGUCACGAAGCGCGAGUUUGACACGUUUCUGACCACGCAUGGCGGCCCCGUGAGCCGCACGCACGCCUUCUUCGACCUUGUCGACGCCGACGGCGACGGGCUCAUCUCGUACCCCGAGUACAUGUUCUUUACGACGCUCCUCAGCAUUCCCGAACGCCAAUUCGAACUCGCGUUCAAGAUGUUUGACGACGACGGUAACGGCGAGAUUGACCACCGCGAGUUCAAGCAGAUCAUGGAGCUCAUGCGCCGCCGGACGCCCGCGGGGCGCCAGGACCGUACGCUCGACGAAAACUCGACGCCUGUCUUUAAGAACCUCUUUGGUGAUUUCGCCACGGAGACGCUGACGUACGCCAAGUUCAAGGCUUUUCGCCAGAGCCUCAAGGACGAGGUCAUGCAUCUGCAUUUCGAGCACUAUGACGUGGACGGGAGCAACGAGCUCUCGCCGCGCGAGUUUGGUAUGUUUCUCAUCUCGCACGUCGACCAGAUGCAACUCGACGAAUGGGUCGCGAAGGUCGAUGCGCUGCAUAAAAUGGAGGGCAGCAUCUCGGAGCAAGAGUUUAAGAACUUUUACCUCUUCCUCGACAACCUCGAUGCGAUGAAGGUGGCCAUGGAGCUGAUCCACGAGACCAACGGACUCAACAAGGAGCAGUUUCUGCGGGCGACGCGGGCUGCGUGCGGCGGCGGCAUCCCGCUCGUGUCGACGCACCAAGUCGACAUCAUCUUUGCGCUCUUCGACGCCGACGGCGAUGGCGCGCUGUCCCCGGCCGAGUUUCUCGAUGUGAUGGAAACGCGCCGGAGCGCCGGUCUCCGCGAGCGGCGUGACAUUGGCGCGGUCGACUUUGUCCAGCGCCUCCUUGCGUGUGCCCAAGAGUCGAUGGCGGCUUGAAGAGUCGUCCAACCACAGCGUUCAGCUAGUCGUUUGCUAAAUUUGCAAUGCACGUGGCACAUCAAAGAC